UUUUUCAGGGAAUCUGUGUUUCAGAAAUCUAAACACACCCCUAAUCCGAUUCCGAUGCUGUGCUGCCGCGCCACCGCAUCCCUGCCGUCUCCGCCUCCCCCCUCGCAUGCUGCCGACCCCCACGCGCGCCUCAGGGCGGCGGCGGCCCGCUACGACCUUCCGGGCGCGCUCGCCGCCUUCGUCUCCAUGUCGUCACCCUCCUCCGCCGCCCACGCGGCCGCGGGCCCCGUCCUACGCACCUUCACAGCGCUCCUCAAGCUCUGCGCGGCGCGCGCCGAUCUCGCCACGGGCCGCGCCGUCCACGCGCAGCUCGAGGCGCGGGGGCUCGCCUCCGAGUCCAUCGCUUCCACGGCGCUCGCCAACAUGUACUUCAAGUGCCGCCGCCCCGCCGACGCGCGCAGGGUGUUCGACCGGAUGCCUUCCAGGGACCGCGUCGCCUGGAACGCGGUCGUCGCUGGGUACGCGCGAAACGGGCUUCCAUCGUCCGCGAUGGAGGCGGUCGUGCGGAUGCAGGGGGAGGAGGGCGGGGAGCGGCCCGACUCCGUCACGCUUGUGUCCGUGCUGCCGGCCUGCGCCGACGCCCGGGCGCUCCACGCGUGCAGGGAGGUACACGCCUUCGCGCUCCGCGCCGGGCUCGAUGAGCUCGUCAAUGUCUCCACGGCGGUACUUGACGCCUACUGCAAGUGCGGCGCGGUGGAGGCGGCAAGGGCUGUCUUCGAUUGUAUGCCUGUCAGGAACUCCGUGUCUUGGAACGCCAUGAUUGACGGGUAUGCUGACAAUGGUAACGCCACGGAGGCUAUGGCUUUGUUCUGGAGGAUGGUCCAGGAGGGCGUGGAUGUGACGGAUGCGUCUGUGUUGGCAGCACUACAAGCGUGCGGGGAGCUUGGAUAUCUCGAUGAGGUGAGGCGUGUCCAUGAGCUACUUGUGAGAGUUGGCUUGAGCUCCAAUGUGUCGGUGACGAACGCGCUUAUCACCACAUACGCCAAGUGCAAGAGGGCAGACCUCGCUGCCCAGGUGUUCAACGAGCUGGGCAACAAAAAGACACGGAUCUCAUGGAAUGCCAUGAUCCUCGGCUUCACGCAGAACGAAUGCCCCGAGGAUGCAGAGAGGCUCUUCGCUAGGAUGCAGUUGGAAAAUGUGAGACCAGAUUCGUUCACCCUGGUCAGCGUGAUUCCUGCAGUCGCGGACAUUUCUGAUCCGCUGCAAGCAAGAUGGAUCCAUGGAUAUUCUAUCAGGCACCAACUAGACCAGGAUGUCUAUGUCCUGACAGCCCUUAUUGACAUGUACUCCAAAUGUGGGCGUGUCAGCAUAGCUAGAAGGCUCUUCGAUUCCGCAAGGGACAGACAUGUUAUCACCUGGAAUGCGAUGAUCCAUGGUUAUGGUUCACAUGGUUUUGGCCAGGCUGCAGUUGAGCUAUUUGAAGAGAUGAAGGGCACUGGCAGUUUGCCCAACGAGACAACAUUCCUCUCGGUUCUUGCAGCUUGCAGUCAUGCUGGUUUGGUUGAUGAAGGGCAGAAAUAUUUUGCUAGCAUGAAGAAGGACUAUGGGCUUGAACCUGGAAUGGAGCACUACGGUACCAUGGUGGAUCUACUUGGACGAGCUGGGAAGCUAGACGAAGCUUGGUCUUUCAUCAAAAACAUGCCUAUAGAACCUGGCAUUAGUGUUUAUGGUGCAAUGUUAGGUGCUUGCAAGUUGCACAAGAAUGUUGAAUUGGCUGAAGAAUCAGCACAGAUAAUCUUUGAGCUGGGCCCAGAGGAGGGGGUGUAUCAUGUCCUUUUGGCAAACAUUUAUGCAAACGCUUCAAUGUGGAAAGACGUCGCGAGGGUGAGGACUGCUAUGGAGAAGAAAGGACUCCAGAAGACUCCUGGAUGGAGUAUUAUCCAGCUCAAAAAUGAGGUCCAUACCUUCUACUCUGGAAGCACAAAUCACCAGCACGCGAAGGACAUAUACGCAAGACUGGCUAAGCUCAUCGAAGAGAUCAAAGAUAUGGGCUAUGUGCCAGACACUGAUUCAAUACAUGAUGUGGAGGAUGAUGUCAAGGCACAGCUGCUUAACACCCACAGUGAGAAGCUUGCUAUUGCAUAUGGGCUCAUUCGAACAGCCCCUGGCACGACAAUUCAGAUAAAGAAGAACCUUCGAGUUUGUAACGACUGUCAUAAUGCAACCAAGUUAAUAUCUCUACUGACAGGACGGGAAAUAAUCAUGAGAGACAUUCAACGCUUUCACCAUUUUAAGGAUGGUAAAUGUUCAUGUGGAGACUACUGGUAGUGAAAUGUUGAAGGCAGUCUGAAUAUCCAUUUCCGAGAUGAUAUACAGCUGCUAUACAAGUAUACAAUUAGACUAACAGGUAAAGCUAACUAUUCUAUCUUUUUCACCGACCAUGUUUUGAAUUUGAUCGGGGGCAUUCGAUAUGUUGAUUUAAUGAGGAAUGUAUACCAUGUUCUUUUUUAGUCUGUGUAGCCACCCUUUGCAUUGAUGGCUCUUGGUUUAAGCUAGUGAACCUAUUGUAGAGUUACAGGUUUCAGUCCAUUCGGCUUUGUCAUUGAUACAUUUUUUUAUUAUUAUUUCUAAAUAAAAGUAGUGCACAAGAUAUUUAUGUCUAUUGAGGGCACUGCUUUUCAUCAUCAUGCCUUGUCUGAAGCAGUGAAGCUAAAUGUACACGAUGAGAUGAGCACUGGAAACUGAAGGAAAUAAGCUAAACGCCUUGUCUGAUUCAGCUGACUUGUACUUGCCAAUUGCUGCCAAGGUUCAGCAAGCUUGACGAUGACUGCCUUGGUUCCUCUCCAGCGAAACCAGACACUCCCCGUAAUACAAUCACAGGUACAGGUACGCUAGAAGACGUUGUCUGUUACUUGAAUCAGUAUAAGAGAAUUCGCUUAAUUGUGGCGCAAUCUUAAGUUGCAUGAUUGAGAUAUACUGCAAAUAUUGGGAGGCAUAUAAAAUGAGAAGAGACCUGUGGUCUAUUAGAAAAGGAGCUUUCUGUAUGCUGCGUUGUCAACAAAUAUGUCAGGUGUUGAUCCUUUAAGACCCACAGACAACUUUUGGAUCUGCCAGUAAGCAAAAAAAAAAAAGAUCAGAAAGAGUGUACGGCCGGUGAGCAAGCAUGGGCUGCAUGGCAUC
This is a messenger RNA of Zea mays, 3120 nucleotides long. RefSeq lists its product as uncharacterized. Gene Ontology annotation, molecular function: RNA binding; protein binding; zinc ion binding. The coding region runs from base 55 to 2268 and encodes 737 amino acids. Gene Ontology annotation, biological process: RNA modification. The record is from RefSeq and is marked validated. The transcript has a single exon. NCBI's taxonomy places the organism in Eukaryota, Viridiplantae, Streptophyta, Magnoliopsida, Poales, Poaceae.